This is a messenger RNA of Crotalus tigris (Tiger rattlesnake), 4255 nucleotides long. It is a transcript of the gene PARD6B, whose product is annotated as par-6 family cell polarity regulator beta. Gene Ontology annotation, molecular function: protein kinase C binding. The coding region runs from base 225 to 1358 and encodes 377 amino acids. The transcript is spliced from 3 exons. The record is from RefSeq and is a predicted model, not a curated record. NCBI's taxonomy places the organism in Eukaryota, Metazoa, Chordata, Lepidosauria, Squamata, Viperidae. Gene Ontology annotation, cellular component: cell cortex; nucleus; apical plasma membrane. Gene Ontology annotation, biological process: establishment or maintenance of cell polarity; regulation of cellular localization; centrosome cycle.
AGGUGCAGGUGCCAGCGCUAGGCAGCCCGGCCGGCAGACGCACGCACGCACCAACGUACGCACGCACGCCCCCUCUGCUUUAGCUCCCGGGCAGGCGAGUUUGCGUCUGCUAUUCCGCAGAGCCAGGCGGGAGGCAGCGGGUUUAGUGGAAGGCGGCCGAGCAGCGACCCGCUGCUGCUCUCCCCUUUCGCCUCGCGGACCCGACCUUCGAGUUUCCGCGCGGCAUGAACCGGGUCCAACGAGGUGGAGGAAGCAGUGGCAGCGGGGGAAGCCACGGCCUCGGCACUAUGGAAGUGAAGAGCAAGUUUGGUGCAGAGUUCCGACGGUUUUCUUUGGAGAAAUCAAAGCCUGGCAAAUUUGAGGAAUUCUAUGGAUUACUUCAGCAUGUUCACAAAAUACCCAAUGUUGAGGUCUUAGUUGGAUAUACAGACAUUCAUGGAGAUCUCCUACCAAUUAAUAAUGAUGACAACUACCACAAAGCAGUCUCUACUGCUAAUCCUUUGCUUCGGAUUUUUAUUCAGAGGAAAGAAGAUGCAGACUAUAGUGCCUUUGGAACAGAUACCAUGACAAGGAAGAAAAACGUCUUAUCCAAUGUGCUGCGUCCUGAUAACCAUAGGAAAAAGCCACACAUUGUUAUUAGCUUGCCACAAGACUUCAGGCCAGUGUCUUCUAUUAUUGAUGUGGACAUACUUCCAGAAACUCAUCGCCGAGUACGGCUUUAUAAAUAUGGAACUGAGAAGCCUCUAGGAUUUUAUAUACGAGAUGGCUCUAGUGUCAGAGUAACCCCUCAUGGGCUAGAAAAAGUUCCUGGUAUAUUCAUAUCCAGGCUGGUUCCUGGAGGUCUGGCUCAAAGCACAGGUUUACUGGCUGUUAAUGAUGAAGUCCUAGAAGUGAACGGUAUAGAAGUUUCAGGAAAAAGCCUCGAUCAAGUUACAGAUAUGAUGAUUGCCAACAGUCGUAAUCUGAUAAUUACGGUGAGACCAGCAAACCAGAGGAACAAUGUUGUUAGGAACAGCCGGACUUCUGGUAGCUCAGGACAGUCUACUGAUAACAGCCUUCCAAGUUACACUCCACACAUUGUGCCACGCUACCAACCUGAGGAAGAAGACAGUGAUGAAGAUGAUAUAAUCAUUGAAGAUAAUGGGGAGCCACAGCAAAUUCCAAAAGCUGCUCCAUCCAGUGAAAGUCUGGAUUCACUGACACAAACUGAGACCCACCAUGAGCCAAUGCAGAAUGGCUUCAUUUCUUCCAGAGAAGUCAACUUGUACUGUUCAACAAGCAACAUUAAUGUGGAAUUUAAAAUUCAGGGUUCUGACCAAAAGACCUUAGAAGAAGAUGGGACAAUCAUCACAUUGUGAAAGUGCUUCAGUUGCUUUUUCAAAUUAAGAGGCCAAAAACUAUACCUGCUUGGCGGCACCUAUACAGUACAUACCUCUCAAUUACUAUAUUUCAGUGGCUUUUUAUAGUAACAGAAUGGAGUUGUGAUUCACUUCAUCUGUUCCAUUUUGAAAUUAGCUGAGUAAUAUUUUUUUGAAACAUGGGCUGGCUCUCAUCUUACAUGUUUAAGACAGAAUAAAGGUGUGAUGUCCUUUUUCCAUUUUUGUUUCUUAUCAUGGGUCUGUCUGCAUAUUUGUAUUUCAUUGCACACAUCUUGAACUCAAAUGAGAUCCAGCCCAGAGAAUGCCUUAUUUUAACCUAAAAAUAUUAAUAAAAGUAAUUAAAUAUGAGAUACCAACAUUUUAACCUGUGUCCCAAUAUGUAUUAAUUAAAAAUUUACAGAAUGAUUUAUCAUAGCAUAUCUAAUAAUUUCGGUUUUCAUAAAUCUUAAUGCAACUAUUCACACAACUAUACUUUGGAUUUACUAAUGGAAUGGUUAGUUGGGAGGUAUAACUAUUGUGGUUGUUUUUAAUUUAUGAAUCUUUGUAUUGUGAUUUAUUCCUUGUGCUGGAGGAAUAAAUUUCUACUGGAUAAGGCAACUUACUGAAAGCCAGUUAAAUUGUUCCCUUAGGUCAGGGGUCUUCAAACUUGGCCCUUUUAUGACUUGUGGACUUUAACUCUCAGAAUUCCUCAGCCAUCGUGUGUGGCUGAGGAAUUCUGAGAGUUGAAGUUCACAAGUCACAAAAGGGCCAAGUUUGAAGACCCCUGCCUUAGGACUAUCACUUACAAUUAUCUACCCAUUCAGUGAAAAAUGAUGUGAUCAAAAAUAUUGCAGUAUAACCCAACUCCACUAAAGCAACGGGAUUUUCUGUUGACUUUAGUGGUUGUUGCAGAAUGUGGUAUCAGGACCUGGUGUCUUUGAGCAGCUGCAAGACCCAUUCUUUUUAUCUUGCUCCCCACCCCUACCUGUUUUUUAAUAUUCAGAACUAGAAUUAACCUAACCUAACCCACUUUAGGUCAUUCAAUGGAAUUAAGAGAAUUUUGAGAAUGCUCAUUGCUGCUUGGAGCACUACCAGUACAGCCCAGGUGAGCAAACAACUUCCUUAAAGAAGAGCAGAUCCAUUACAGAACCAUUUGCCCAGAAGGCUACCAAGCCAAGAAGUUGACUGGGUUUUUUUUUUUUAUUAUAUCUAUAAUGUGAAUGCUUUUUGUGGUGUUUUUAAUUCCAAAUGCAAGUUCUAAGAAUAGAUUUGGCAAUCAGGUAUCUUAUAUACAGACUUGUUUUUAACGAUUAGAAGUAUCUUCUACAGUGGAAGAGAUCUUUAAAGAAGACAAAGUGUAUAAUCAGGAACAUGGGAAAUAUAAUUUGAACUUCUUUCCCUUUGACAAAAGGCUUUUUUAAAAUAUAAAGCUCUAAGCAAAGGAAAUUUUAUAUUUAACCUUUAUAUCUUUUUUCUUUAUGUAGUUGUGAUUGAGGAACAAUCCAGAAUUGCAGGAAAAAUUAUUCCACAAUAGAAAUUACUGUGUGUAUGUUUGGUACUACUGUGAAUUAGCUUGAUGAAUUAUAUUAUAGAUGUUAAACUUUUAACUGUCAUGGAAGCAUGGAAUCCAAACCUUUAGUGAAAGAACUGGAUGUUAAUUUAUUGUGGAAAUUUAUUGGUUUCCGUGUUGCUUAACUUCUUGAUUCUGGUUUUUUGACAUUUCUGUAAAUAUUCUGAUUAUGUUUUAUCAUUUUGCAUCUAUUGUAUUUACAAUUACAGCGUUAAAGAAAUGUUUAUUAUGUACUGUGCUUAAUUUCCAUUCCUUAAGAUUGUAGCCUCAGUCAGGUAGCUUGUAUUAUCAGAGGACUGUGUAUGUUAUACAGUAAAUAUAUAUUGUACAUAAAUAUGCACACACAUGUGUAUGUGUGUGUACCUGUAAAAACAUCCUUGUUUUUGAAGCAGCAUCAUGUUUAAGAAAACCAGAGCUCUUUUUUGAGUUUGGCAAAAUCUUUGAACUCUAUAGAGGGAGAGAGGCUAGUGCUUCUUGCUACUAAAAUGACAGGCUGCAUCACAUAUUAUUACAAUGUAAUGCAGUUGCCAGGAUGACAGAACUAUAGCGAGAUUUAUGACUACCGUGUUCUUACUGAAUCUUCAAAAAAUCAAGCUGUUUAAACAUAAUAUACGUAUUAGCUUGAGAUGUAUAACUAUAGAGAAAGAUCUCAGUCGUAGUACUGAGCUUCAAUAUACAAUAACUGACAUAGACUUCUACAUACUACCUCUAAACUUUUUAUCAGCUAGCAUCGGGGAGAAGCAGAAGGGGCAGUUUUUCAAGCUCAGCAACUUUAAGAUAGGUGGACUUAAAACUGGCUGGGGAAUUCUGGGAGUUGAAGUCCACACAUCUUAAAGAUGCAGAUCAUUGGACUAGAGAGAGAUACCUAGGGGGUUGACCUGCGUGCAACUUUUAACACACACACACACACCAAAAAGGGUAAGAUAUUUGGUCUGCAAAGCGCCCUGGUUUUCUCCUAGAUAUUUUAUAUAUGCAUCACAUUCAGCUUUUUAUUAAAGCUUCUCUAUUAUACGUAAUAGUGAAUAAUUGUAUUGUUUCAUCAGAGAAUCAAAACUCUCUUUAGAUCUUUUAAUCCUUUAAGAAAGAUGAAAAUUUUAAGCCUCUUCCCCUGUAGUUUGGAAUCAGAUUAGCCUCUUAAGUGCACCUUAUCUGAACAAAAGCAAAAUGUGGCUACAAUGAUACACUUUUUGGGAGUUGCUUUUUCAGCUCCAGAUGAAGUCAAGCUAAACUGUGAAAUCUUUGUUCUUCCAUAAGUGUGUUGUGUAGGAUUUUGUCAUGUACUGUUCCGACUUACACAUUUUCUAAUUAAAAACUUUAUGCAACAUAA